Cydia amplana is the source of this 4489-nucleotide messenger RNA. RefSeq names its product ras-specific guanine nucleotide-releasing factor 2-like. Gene Ontology annotation, biological process: Ras protein signal transduction; positive regulation of GTPase activity. The transcript has 34 exons. Gene Ontology annotation, cellular component: plasma membrane. The record is from RefSeq and is a predicted model, not a curated record. Gene Ontology annotation, molecular function: guanyl-nucleotide exchange factor activity; protein binding. Bases 359 to 4489 code for a protein of 1376 amino acids. Lineage: Eukaryota; Metazoa; Arthropoda; Insecta; Lepidoptera; Tortricidae.
GGUUUCUCCACUGUAUUAGUAGCUCCCAGUAAAUUUUUCGUACGUCAUGAAGGGCACGCACGCGCGGAACGGUCGAUUAAGCUACAGGUGCCUAGCACCGGGCCCCAGUCGCACCGCGGCCGCCGACUAAACGCGAUCCGCACGCCCUGCCACAUUAUCAAUAGCAAAGCGACGCUCGUGACUUGUUGCGCUGACAUUAUCAACAGGCGCUCGUAAAUUUAACGGUUGUGUUUCAUGUUGUCUAUUUCUAGUGUGUAUAAGUUGUGAUUCUUGACAUGUUGUUUCUUAGUGUUGUGUGAUGUGAAUGGAUUGUAAUUGUCAAAUGUGGAAUAUGAAUUCUGUUGUUAAGUAAAAAUCCAUGAUGCUGAGCCCCAAGAUCCAGCGCUCCAUCCGCGUGAACGAUGGCCAGCUCAUCGCCCUCUCUGAGCGGGCCCAGUACGACCACAUACAGGCUGGGUACCUCCACAAACGGAGCUCCGACAACACAAAAUGGCAGCUCCGAUGGUUCGUACUCUACCAGAACUUGCUGUUUUACUACGAGUCAGAAAACAACAGUCGACCAACAGGAGUGCUUCUCCUGGAGGGCUCUUACUGCGAACGCCUCAGCAAGCCGCUGGAGCGGGCUCCCGUGGGGUUUUGCUUCACAAUCACCUACCGUCGCGAGAGUCAGCGGCAGUAUGAGCUGCGCGCCGCUUCGGAGGUCGACUGCGUGCACUGGGUCGACGCUAUACGAGAGGCCAGCUUCAACAAGCUACUCCUCCAGAAGGAAGAGCUUGAACAGAAGCAGCUCCACCUGCUGCAGGUGGUUGAGAGCGAGAGGACAUCACGGUGGCAGUACGCUCAGCAGUGCGACGAAUUGAGCAGUGAAGUCAAAAAGCUUAGAACUGAGCUAUGCACGUUCAAGAAGGAGCACGAUCAGCCGACACGCACGGAAUCAGCUACCACCUCCCCCAGUCACUCGCCAGACAUCGACCCAGCAGAACUGCGCAAGAUUAAGAAAGUCCAGAGCUUCUUCCGGGGAUGGCUGUGCCGUCGCCGAUGGAAGCAGAUCGUCGACCAGUACAUCAAGAGCCCUCACGCCGAAAGCAUGCGCAAGCGAAACAGCUUGGUCUUCAAAAUGGUUGAAGCAGAGGAAGAAUAUCUUGAACAAAUGGAAAUAUUGGUAACCUGCUUCCUCCGUCCUUUCAAAAUGGCGGCCAGUUCCAAAAAACCCCCCUGCACCCACGAGGACGUCAAUUCCAUUUUCCUGAACAGCGAGACGGUUCUCUUCCUCCACCAGAUCUUCUUCAAGGGUCUCACGUCUCGCAUGGAGUCUUGGCCAACGCUCGUAUUAGGGGACCUGUUCGACAUGCUGCUGCCCAUGCUGACGAUCUACCAGGAGUACGUGAGGAACCAUCAUUACUCGUUGCAAGUGCUGACGGAGUGCAAGCAGAGCCAGCCGUUUGCGACGUUGCUGGCGCGAUUGGAAAGCAAGCCAGCGUGUCAGGGUCGGUCGUUGGAGACUUUCUUGACGUAUCCUAUGCAUCAGAUACCUCGCUACAUUAUAACCCUGCACGAGCUGCUGGCGCACACGCCGCACGACCACGUGGAGCGCCGGAGCCUGCAGCAUGCGCGGGCGCAGUUAGAAGAACUUUCGAGGCAAAUGCAUGACGAGGUGAGCGAGACAGAAAACCUGCGCAAGAACUUAGCCGUGGAGCGCAUGAUCAUCGAGGGCUGCGACAUUCUCCUCGACGUCAACCAAGUCUUCAUCAGACAAGGAACUAUUUCACAAGUGGUAGGCAAGGGCCGUCGAGCCUCACUCCAAGCCCGCCAAGCGUUCCUGUUCAGCAACCACCUACUCCUCAGCACCAGGGCUACGGGAGGGAGACUGCAUCUGCCACCAACUGGAAGGCUGCCACUGCAUGACGCAUUGCUAGUUGAAGAUCCUAGCAGUCAUGAUGAUGAUGAUUCUACAUCCGUCUGUUCUUCCCCAGGAGGCGAUCUCUAUCAAGGAAAAGAUUUCAAGAUUCUCGUUGAAGUCAAAGGAGAACAGAUCUGUGCUCACUUAGUGGCAGCGACUCUCGAGGAGAAAGCAGCCUGGACCUCCGAACUAGCGCAGUGUAUGGAGAGCGCCGCGUUGACUGAGCUGCUUAGAGCUUGCGGUUCAUGCGGUGCCGCCUCCGCCAGCCUGCCCGCCUGCCGCUCCGACCGAGCGCUAUUCACUGAUGACGUCGACAUACGGUUCAGCAGGACAUUGAAUUCAUGCAAGGUGCCACAGAUCAGAUCGGCCACCCCACAACGACUUCUACAGCGGCUUACUGAUCUCCGCUUCCUCUCAGUGGAUUUCUUAAACACGUUUCUACUGACGUACCGCGUGUUCACCGACGGCGUGACUGUCCUCGAGGCUCUGAAGCAGGUGUUCUACGAGCAGUCAGCCCAGGAGUUGGAGCUGGCUCCGCCGCCCGAUGCUACGCGGAAGACCAGCGCCGCCAGCUCUGUAUCAGGAUAUGGAUCUGAAUUCAGUGAAAGAGAUUGGCAUUGGAAACCUUCGAGAUUAAAAAGCGAGGAAGACGAUAAGCUGUCGCCAUAUUUAAUGGCGCCAUCACGACGGACCUCCUCAAUAAGCGUAUGCAAGGAAGAGGAAAAAGAGGAGAAAGAUGAAAAAGACAACGGCCUCUUAACUAUCCCAAAGAUAAUGGCCACGUCUUCUAGCAAUGAGACUUUGAAAGGUACAACCCCGACAUCCCCCGGCGGCAUAAGCUCAGUGACCCUAGUGGGGACCCCAAAGAAGUCCAGCCCCGAACCCCCGGACCCCAAGACCCGCAAGUCCCCGACCAAGGAUAAUGAUGCGGCCGCAGCCAUCAUGAAGGUUGAGAGCAUAGAGCUGGUGGAGCAGAGCGAUGAAGAUAUUAAAUAUAAGGAAGAGGAACAGGAAAAAAGUAAAAAGGAGGAAAAGUUUAAGAUUUCGCAGAGGUUUUCAGAGCCAUAUCCAAAUCCCUUAUUCGUUUCUCAGCGAGUCCGCACAAUGUCGCAAAGCCCACGGCGCCUGCUGCCGGCAGCGAUGUCGGCGUCGGACGCGCGGCGCCGCUCCGACGGUGCGCGGGAGGCCGCCGCCGCCGCCGCCGCCGCUGAAGAGAGCCGCCGGGCUUCGGACACAGGACGGUACACACCUCGGCGUUCUGUCAGCGAGCGUCGCUUCACCAACUCUUCGAUCAACAGCGAGAGGCGCCGCUACUGGGGCGGCUCGGAGCCACGCUCCUCUGUCACUUCUCAGGUGUCCCAAGUACAGAAUUAUCGUCGUGAAACGAGCCAAUCCAAGGCAGGAGUCGUCAUUACGUCAUUCCGCCAGUCUCACAGGAGGAGCAGUACUUCAACCGCAGCGGUUGCGUUCGCCGUGGCCACGUCGGCGUCGUCGAACCCGCGGUCGCCACCCACCACGUCACCGCCGCAGACUAGACGAGACUCUGUUAUAUCCACUGCUGCUACUAUGCGAGUGUUGAAUGUGCUGAGGCACUGGAUCUCCAAGCACUCCUCCGACUUCUGGUCAGACGAGCGUCUCCGCGGCCUCACCAUGGACUUCCUCAAGGAGAUCGAGGCCAGUCCAGGACUGUUGCCGGCGGAACAUAAGGCGGCUGCUCAGUUGUUGAGGCUGUUGGAACGGUCACCUGAUAGGGCGGUGGAUUUGAAGGCUCUCUUUGCUCCGCCUCCAGUACCAACUAAAGAAAGCGUGGAAACUCUGUCAGCACUGGAGAUAGCUGAGCAAAUGACGUAUUUGGACUAUCAGAUCUUUAGCUCCAUUCACAGCGAAGAAUUCCUGGGGCAAGCGUGGACGAAGGCCGACAAGGCUGAACGAGCGCCACACAUCCUGCUGAUGACGUCACACUUCAAUCACAUCUCCAACCUCGUCAUCUCGGAAAUCCUCAAGAAAUAUACUUUGGCAGGACGCGUGGCCGCCAUAGAAAAGUGGGCAGCCGUAGCCGACAUAGCACGUUGUCUUCAUAACUUCAACGGCGUGCUGCAAGUAUGUGCUGCACUGUCCAACACGUCGGUAUAUCGUCUCAAGAAGACUUGGGAGAAGGUCUCCAAAACUAGCAAGCAGACGAUGGAAAAAAUGCAGACGAUCAUAUCCUCUGAAUGUCGAUUCCGAAUUUUGAGAGAUGCCCUUCACAGGUGCGAUCCGCCAUGCAUCCCGUACCUGGGAAUGUACCUGUCGGACCUCUCUUUCAUUGACGAGGGCACAACCAACUACACUCCUGAUGGCCUGCUCAACUUUUCCAAAAUGCGUAUGAUCGCGCACGUUAUUCGAGAAAUAAGAAACUUCCAGCAAACACCGUACAAGAUAGAUCACAUUCCAAAAGUGUGCGACUUCCUGCUCGACCGCAACCUUGUCAUUCCCGAGGAGCGGCAGUACACGCUGUCUUUAGAGUUGGAGCCCCGCGUGGCGCGCGGCUCGGCGGCCGGGCUGCACUCGCACUCGCACUCGGCCGCGCCCGCCUCGCCCGGCUCCUAG